This is a messenger RNA of Drosophila ananassae, 646 nucleotides long. RefSeq lists its product as uncharacterized. Bases 111 to 341 code for a protein of 76 amino acids. The transcript has 2 exons. Lineage: Eukaryota; Metazoa; Arthropoda; Insecta; Diptera; Drosophilidae. The record is from RefSeq and is a predicted model, not a curated record.
UGCCCUUUCAAAACUAAGUAAGCCCAAGCAUAGUUCCAUAUUCUGAACAACUUCCCUUUUGUAAAAUGUACAUAUUCAAUAAAAACUUAUUGAAAUAAAGCCGCAUUAAAAUGCAAAUAACUUGGAGAACCUUUCCCAAAUUGUUUAUUGUGCUUCCGUUGCUGCACUUCAUCCUGGCCCAAUGUGUAAAGGCCGAGUCGGAAGAAUACAAACGUCGUAAGGAGCUGGAGAAAGAAAAUCCUCCAACGGUUAAUAUAGCUGGGAUGAUGAGAAACCAGGGGUUGAUGGAGGACGACUCGAAAAAGGACACCCUGUUCGGAAGCUCGACGUCAAGGAAGUAAAUGCCCACAAAUUACCCAAAGCCUUGCCCGAAUAAACUUAUCGACAAGCCUCGUUCGAACUGAAACGGAAGCAGAAAGUCAAGGUGCAAACCAAAAAUCAUUACACCUGUUCACGAACACAACAAACCCUGGAAGAUGUGAGUGUAGAAAGCGUAGAAAUCGAACGGCCAGUGGGGAAUAAUGCGAUGCACGUCAAGCCGAAAAUUUAACGCUCGUAGUUCAUCCGCAAGGGUUGAAGAAGUUCUUCACGGAGUUGGGGUCACUACAUAUAAGUGUAUUCAUACAUGUGUAGGUUUUUAUAUCAA